This is a messenger RNA of Closterium sp. NIES-67, 1390 nucleotides long. Lineage: Eukaryota; Viridiplantae; Streptophyta; Zygnematophyceae; Desmidiales; Closteriaceae. The record is from the annotation of a GenBank genome assembly.
GACAUGAAGCAACACGUCGAACACCUGCGACGCGCCUUCGAAAUUUUUCGACGAGAACGAUUCUACGUCAAACUGUCCAAGAGCGAAUUCGCCCUUGAAAAGGUCCAGUUCCUAGGACACAUGGUGAGCGCUCAAGGAGUUCACGUCGACCCCAAGAAAUUCGAAGCCGUACGUACGUGGAAGACACCCGAGAACGUGAAGGAGUUGCAGCAGUUCCUAGGCUUCGCCAAUUACUACAACAGGUUCGUGCCACAGUAUGCAAAACUCGCGGCACCACUCACGAAUCUGCUGAAGAAGAACACGCCCUACAAAUGGGAGACGAAGCACCAGGAAGCCGUGGAGCAGCUGAAGCAAGCACUUACGUCCGCACCGGUACUCAUCUUGCCAGAUCCCGAACGUGACUACGUCAUUGAAGCAGACGCCAGUGAUCAGGCAGUGGGAGCAGUCUUAAUGCAAGACCAGGGGAAUGGACUACAACCAAUUGCCUACCUUAGCAAGAAACUGCACGGGGCAGAACUCAACUACCCGAUACACGACAAAGAGGCUCUUGCUAUCAUCAUCGCCUUCAAAGCGUGGAGAUGCUAUCUCGAAGGACGAAGAACAACCGUCUACACCGACCACUGCAGCCUGAAAUAUUUGAAGACACAACCAACCCUUUCCAGGCUGCAGGUCCGGUGGAUUGACUUCCUCGAGACACACUUCCACUACGACAUCGUGUACAAGCCCGUCCACAAGAACAAAGCAGAUGCUCUCAGCCGGCCUGCACACGUUGCCGCGAUUCAGAUCGAAGGGAUGAAUCCACUACUCAAGGGACCCUUCACACACGGUUACUACUCGAAGAAUACCACGACGUCCUUGGUUAGCCUAGACUUCAUCACCGGGUUACCACCUACCUCCAGCGGUCAUGACGCCAUCCUUGUCGUUAUUGACAAGUUCUCCAAAAUGGGACACUUCAUCCCGACACACACGACGGCACGCACCGAGGAGACAGCACAGCUCUUCGUUCGUCACAUCAUCUCACAGCAUGGCAUCCCAACUACACUCAUCUCCGACCGAGACCCCAAGUUCACUAGCAAGUUCUGGAAGGAACUUAUGUCUCUUCUCGGGACCAAACUCGCCAUGUCAUCCGCAUACCAUCCGCAGACAGACGGACAGACCGAGCGCCUCAACCAAAUUGUUGAGCAACUCCUCCGAGCAGCCUGCAAGGACGACAUCUCCAAAUGGGACUUGCACCUGCCCGUUCUGGAGUUUGCUUACAACAACGCCACACAUGCCGCUACUGGACAGACGCCGUUCUUCCUCUGCUACGGACGCCACCCACUCACACCACAGAAACCGACAACAUCAGCAACACCAUCUCCCAUCUAAACUUCGACCUCGCUUCUGCGGG